Colletotrichum phormii is the source of this 1152-nucleotide messenger RNA. Its product is annotated as nucleoside phosphorylase domain-containing protein. Gene Ontology annotation, biological process: nucleoside metabolic process. Bases 1 to 1080 code for a protein of 359 amino acids. The record is from RefSeq and is a predicted model, not a curated record. Gene Ontology annotation, molecular function: catalytic activity. The transcript is spliced from 3 exons. NCBI's taxonomy places the organism in Eukaryota, Fungi, Ascomycota, Sordariomycetes, Glomerellales, Glomerellaceae.
AUGCAGGCACCAUUUGUGGCAGGUGCGAGUGGAAAACGUGAGGCAGUUCCUUCACAUCUCAGAGCUGCCCCACCUACACCUUGCCCAGAUAUCCAGCCCAGCCAGCCGUCAGCUUUUCCCAUCUUCAUCAUCAGAUCCAAUACAAACUAUACUAUUAGCUGGAUUUGCGCCAUCACCACCGAAUUUGUCGCUACACAGGCCUUUCUUAACGAGAGACACGAAAGACCUAGGGAAGUUUCGCAGAAUGAUAGCAACAACUACGCAUUAGGCAAGCUUGGCGAUCACAACGUCGUUAUCGCCGUCUUACCCAAUGGAGAGUACGGCAUAGCCUCGGCCGCGGUCGUCGCCGGGGACAUGCUACACAGCUUUCCCAACAUCCGGCUCGGAUUAAUGGUCGGCAUCGGGGGCGGCGCGCCGAGUCAGAAGCACGACAUCCGCCUCGGCGACAUCGUGGUAAGCAGUCCCCGUAACGGCAAAGGCGGGGUUUUCCAGUAUAACUUUGGCAAGACGAUACAGAAUCAGACGUUUCUGGAAACGGGGUUUCUGAACCAAUCGCCGAAAGUACUGCGAGCGGCCGUAAGUGGACUCAAGGCUAUGUACGAGGCGGAUGGCCACCAGCUUGACGACUAUGUUAAGAUGGUUAUCGAGAAGAAGCCUCGACUCCGAAAAAAGUACUCGCGGCCACAUCCGAGCAGCAACAGGCUAUACAAAUCAGACAUCGUACUUACGCCGGACUCGGAGGAAGGCUGCAUCGAACCAUGCAGAUACGACUCAACCCACCUCGUACCGCGCCGCGAACGAGACGAAGACGAAGACAGCCCUACUAUUCACUACGGACUAAUCGCCUCCGCAAAUCAGCUAAUAAAAGACGCACUCAUCCGGGAUCGACUAGCGGCCGAGAAGGACGUAUUAUGCUUUAAGAUAGAGGCGGCCGGCCUAAUAAACCACUUCCCGUAUCUGGUCAUCCGGGGUUUUGCAGCUAUGGUAGCUAUAGCGUACGCUAAAGACGUUCUUCGCCAGAUUCCACCUAACAAGAUCGAGGCUAAAAGGAGGGUCGUAGAAGUCCUGGGAUCUAGUUAGUGUUUUAUUUAUUUCAAUUAUUUUAUAGCUUUGCGACUACAAAAUUAUACUAAUUAAAAACUUUGCAGUACA